UUUAACACCAACCAAAAGAAGAAGAGUGUAACAUUCUCUUUAAAACACACACACACACACCGCUCCGGAGCGUCUGGAGGAGGCAGGUGCAGGUACGGGCGGCGCCGGCUCAGGGGCUGCUGGAGGCCCAGGAGGCUCGGACGCGGGGCAGGAAGCUGCCUACCACGCCGGCUCCUGCUCGCGGGCGCCCACAGCGCGGACACGGCGGGCUGGUGGCCGGCGUUGUCGCGCGCGGCCCGGCGCCACCCAUGGCCCACCAACGUGCUGCUCUACGGCUCGCUCUUCUCGGCCGGGGACGCACUGCAGCAGCGACUGCAGGGCAGCGAGGCCGACUGGCGCCAGACGCGGCGUGUGGCCACGUUGGUGGUGACCUUCCAUGCCAACUUCAACUACGUGUGGCUGGGCCUGCUGGAGCGCGCACUCCCGGGCAGCGCGCCACGUGCGGUGCUGGCCAAGUUGCUCUGCGACCAGGUGGUCGGUGCGCCCAUCGCGAUUUAGGCCUUCUACACCGGUAUGAGCAUUCUCCAGGAAAAGGAUGACAUAUUUUUGGACCUGAAACAGAAAUUCUGGAAUAUCUAUCUGAGCGGACUGGUGUACUGGCCCUUUGUACCGCUGACCAACUUCAGCCUUGUUCCUGUUCAAUGGAGAACAGCUUACACUGGAGUCUGUGGUUUUCUCUGGGCCAUCUUUGUCUGUUUUUCCCAGCAGAGUGGUGACGGCACAUUGAAGUCAGCUUUCACCAUUUUACGUACAAAGUGGACCAGUGCCAUAGAAGGGUCCCCGGAGAAAUGAGAACUCAAGAACUCUCUUAAAGGGACCACAUAUUUGACCUAAAAUGCACAGAAUUGCCUGUAGACAAAAUACUUGAUGUGCCAAUUAUGCAUUUCAUUUUGAGGAAUUACUGCUAUUUAUAAACCCACUUAAAAAAUUAUGAUUAUU
Molecule: messenger RNA, 939 nt
Organism: Cercocebus atys (sooty mangabey)
Lineage: Eukaryota; Metazoa; Chordata; Mammalia; Primates; Cercopithecidae
Product: mpv17-like protein
Exons: 1
Cellular component (GO): cytoplasm; membrane
Source: RefSeq, a predicted model, not a curated record